Molecule: messenger RNA, 1305 nt
Organism: Daldinia decipiens
Lineage: Eukaryota; Fungi; Ascomycota; Sordariomycetes; Xylariales; Hypoxylaceae
Product: DEAD/DEAH box helicase
Exons: 5
Coding region: 1-1305 (434 amino acids)
Biological process (GO): mRNA splicing, via spliceosome; mRNA export from nucleus
Molecular function (GO): ATP binding; RNA binding; RNA helicase activity
Source: RefSeq, a predicted model, not a curated record
AUGUCGGCUGAAGAGGAUCUGAUCGACUAUUCCGACGAGGAGCUGGCAACAAACGAGGCUACCACCGCCACCAACGGCAAGAAGACCGACGCUGCCGCUUCAGGCAAUAGUGUUGACAAGAAGGGAUCCUAUGUCGGCAUCCAUGCUACCGGUUUCCGUGAUUUCCUGCUGAAGCCUGAGCUUCUUCGCGCCAUCGCCGAUUGCGGUUUCGAACAUCCAUCGGAGGUCCAGCAAACCUGUAUUCCCCAGGCUCUCCUCGGAGGUGAUAUUAUCUGCCAGGCAAAGUCGGGUCUCGGUAAGACGGCUGUGUUCGUUCUCACUACCCUCCAACAGGUCGAACCUGUUGCUGGCGAGUGUUCCGUCUUGGUCAUGUGCCAUACCCGCGAGCUGGCCUUCCAGAUUCGAAACGAGUACAAUCGUUUCAGCAAGUAUAUGCCGGAUAUUAAGACCGGUGUCUUCUACGGCGGUACGCCUAUUCAGAAGGAUGCCGAAAUCCUCAAGAACAAGGAAACCCAUCCCCAUAUUAUUGUUGGCACCCCAGGUCGUCUCAACGCUCUUGUUCGAGACAAGUACCUUCGCCUGACCAGCGUUCGAAUCUUCGUUCUUGAUGAAUGUGACAAGAUGCUUGACGCUAUUGAUAUGCGACGAGAUGUUCAGGAUAUUUUCCGAGCAACUCCGCAGCAAAAGCAGGUUAUGAUGUUCUCCGCCACGCUUUCCGACGAAGUGAAGCCGAUCUGCAAGAAGUUCAUGCAGAACCCUACCGAACACUACGUAGAUGAGGACACUAAAUUGACUCUUCACGGCUUGCAGCAAUAUUACGUCAAGCUUAAGGAACAAGAGAAGAACCGUAAACUUAACGAGCUUCUUGAUGAGUUGCAAUUCAACCAGGUCAUCAUCUUCGUCAAGAGCACGAUCCGUGCCACCGAACUCGACAAGUUGCUUCGCGAAUGUAACUUCCCAUCUAUUGCAGUACACUCGGGAGUCAGCCAGGAAGAGCGUAUCAAACGCUACAAGGAGUUCAAGGAAUUUAACAAGCGCAUCUGUGUCGCUACUGAUGUGUUUGGUCGAGGCAUUGAUAUUGAACGUAUCAACCUGGCUAUCAACUAUGAUUUGCCUGCCGAUGCUGAUUCUUACCUACACCGCGUUGGUCGUGCCGGCCGAUUUGGUACCAAGGGACUUGCAAUCUCGUUUGUAAGCACUGAUGCAGACCAAGAAGUGCUGAAGUCAAUUGAGAAGCGAUUCGAAGUCGCCCUUCCUGAAUUCCCUAAGGACGGCAUUGAUGCUAGCACGUACAUGGCAUCUUAA